This is a messenger RNA of Castor canadensis (American beaver), 1872 nucleotides long. RefSeq names its product adrenoceptor alpha 1A (gene Adra1a). Lineage: Eukaryota; Metazoa; Chordata; Mammalia; Rodentia; Castoridae. Gene Ontology annotation, biological process: adenylate cyclase-activating adrenergic receptor signaling pathway; regulation of cardiac muscle contraction; cell-cell signaling. Gene Ontology annotation, molecular function: alpha1-adrenergic receptor activity. Gene Ontology annotation, cellular component: plasma membrane. The record is from RefSeq and is a predicted model, not a curated record.
GGAUGGAUCAGACGGUGCAGAAAAGCGGACUCCAGUGACUCUGGGAUUGCAUUGGCAACGUGUGUCCUCAAGCUUCUCCUCAAGCUGGGGAAGGGGGGAAGUCGGGGCUCCGGGGCAGCAAAGUAAGUGGAGAGGGUCUCCUGCCGCCCCGCGCGCCCCUGGCCAUGUUGUCUUUAAUGCCUGGCACCUUAGCGCGGCCCUCUGAGUGUCCCCAGGGCUGGCCCGGGUCAUUUCCCAUCCGUGCGUUCUUUCUCACCCCCAGCCAAAUCCGGCAGGCAGGGCUCGCCCAAGCCCAGACUUUUUGACUCCCUGCUCCCUGGCUGUCUCCUCCGCCCCCGCCCGAGGGUGGCCCUCCAGAGCCGGAUCUGCCAGGCCCCGGCUGGGACCAUGGUGUUUCUCUCUGGAAAUGCUUCUGAAGGCUCCAACUGCACCCACCCGCCAGCGCCAGUGAACAUUUCCAAAGCCAUUUUGCUCGGGGUGAUCUUGGGAGGCCUUAUCAUUUUCGGGGUGCUGGGGAAUAUCCUGGUGAUCCUUUCCGUGGCCUGUCACCGGCAUCUGCACUCGGUCACUCACUACUACAUCGUCAACCUGGCGGUGGCCGACCUUCUUCUCACCUCCACGGUGCUGCCUUUCUCAGCCAUCUUCGAGAUCCUGGGCUACUGGGCCUUUGGCAGAGUUUUCUGCAACAUCUGGGCAGCGGUGGACGUUCUGUGCUGCACCGCGUCCAUCAUGGGCCUUUGCAUCAUCUCGAUCGACCGCUACAUCGGGGUGAGCUACCCGCUGCGCUACCCCACCAUCGUCACCCAGAGGAGAGGGCUCCGGGCUCUGCUCUGCGUCUGGGCGUUUUCCCUGGUCAUCUCCAUUGGGCCCCUGUUUGGCUGGAGGCAGCCGGCCCCCGAGGACGAGACCAUCUGCCAGAUCAACGAGGAACCGGGCUACGUGCUCUUCUCGGCUCUGGGCUCCUUCUAUGUACCACUAACCAUCAUUCUGGUCAUGUACUGCCGCGUCUACGUGGUGGCCAAAAGGGAGAGCCGGGGCCUCAAGUCUGGCCUCAAGACAGACAAGUCAGACUCAGAGCAAGUGACAUUACGCAUUCAUCGGAAAAAUGCUCAGGCGGAAGGCGGCGGCGGGGUGGGCAGCGCCAAGAACAAGACGCACUUCUCCGUCAGGCUCCUCAAGUUUUCCCGGGAGAAGAAAGCGGCCAAAACGCUGGGCAUCGUGGUUGGCUGCUUCGUGCUCUGCUGGCUGCCCUUUUUCCUAGUGAUGCCCAUUGGGUCUUUCUUCCCUGAUUUCAAGCCCUCAGAAACAGUUUUUAAAAUAGUAUUUUGGCUCGGAUACCUGAACAGCUGCAUCAACCCCAUCAUCUACCCAUGCUCCAGUCAAGAGUUCAAAAAGGCCUUUCAGAACGUCUUGAAAAUCCAGUGUCUCCACAGAAAGCACCCUUCCAAGCAUGCCCUGGGCUACACCCUGCACCCCCCCAGCCACGCCCUCGAGGGACAGCACAAGGACAUGGUGCGCAUCCCCGUGGGAUCUGGAGAAACCUUCUAUAAGAUCUCCAAGACGGAUGGGGUCUGUGAAUGGAAGUUUUUCUCUUCCAUGCCCCACGGAUCUGCCAGAAUUACAGUGUCCAAGGACCAAUCCGGCUGCACCACAGCCAGGGUGAGGAGUAAAAGCUUUUUGCAGGUCUGCUGCUGUGUGGGGCCCUCGACCCCCAACCUUGGAGAAAACCACCAAGUUCCAACCAUUAAGAUCCACACCAUCUCCCUCAGUGAAAAUGGGGAGGAGGUCUAGAGGAUGGGAAAGGUCAGAAGGAAGAAGGACCCCUGAUACCCUCCCCCACUUCCUAUUUGGAAGGCCAGCUCAUCCUUUCUU